Priapulus caudatus is the source of this 2628-nucleotide messenger RNA. Its product is annotated as fibrinogen C domain-containing protein 1-like. Lineage: Eukaryota; Metazoa; Priapulida; Priapulimorpha; Priapulimorphida; Priapulidae. Bases 852 to 2114 code for a protein of 420 amino acids. The record is from RefSeq and is a predicted model, not a curated record. The transcript has 6 exons.
GACUCUGUCUUAAGACUCACGUGAAUCAUGUCAUGCGCAUCAUCACAUGACACGUGAAAGUGAGUGUGUGAUCGUAUGCUGUUUGUUCGCGUAUGUGCGCACGCGAACGAGCGAGCAAAAGAGAGUGAAAAAGGUGCGCGCGCGAGUGAGAGAGAAUAUAUACUGUAUAGAAAGAGAGGGAAAGCGAGAGAGACAGGCGAGAGAUACAGGAAAAAUAACGAAAGCGCGCGUACGAAAGAGAGAGCGCGCGAGAGAGAGGAAGCGAGAGAGUAUUAUACAUAUUUGUAUUUCGUCUCGCGCCCUUACGUGUGUAACGGUAGCCAGCGAUGUGCGUUUCCGCUUAUUAAGCAGCAUCUGAACCGUAAGUGACCUCGACCGUGACCCUACCUGUCUACGGAGCCCGAAGUUCGUUAGUAAGGACGGGAGAAACUUGCCAGCCAGCGUGCUCAUGGCAAGAUCGAGCUCAGCCACGCGUGGUAACUCGUUGGCGGAACAUUGCGAGUGACGAUCGUGCUGCCAUAUAUUUGGAUAUUAAUACCAUAUAUUGUCCUGCUGAUGUUGUUAGCUCGCACGAUCUCUACCUCACUUCUGCGGCGGGAAAUCGUGUCGAAGCACAGCUGCAUGCAUGCAUGCAUACGUCAUCUGAGACGGCCAUCAGCUCUCGAGUCGUCCUGUCUGCACGCACGCGCCUGAUAGUCGAUCAGCUGUCGUUUAAAAACGGCCCGCGUCUGCCGGCGCGUGACGUCACGCUAGCGGGCAGCGACACGCGCUGGUGCGGGCGUAGUAGACACGUAACGUGACGACGACGACGACGACGACGACGACGACGGCGGCGGCAGCAGCUAGCCACGAUGCGUGUGCCGACGUGCGCCCUCCUGCUGCUGUGCACUCUGCACUGUCGGCACGCACCCAGCGUGCGUGCGCAGACGAGCUUCACGGACACGACGUUCCCGACGUCGACGACGGAGACGUCAGAUCUGACGACGGAGCAAAUCAGCCAUCCGCCGCCGAUCAAGAUCGUCGAGGAGACGGUGGAGACGGUGACGGUGAACACGGAAGAGGAGGAGACGACCGUCGGAGGAGGUCAGUGUGACGGACAGCUGCCCUACACGGAAUCAGACGCCGCAUACCUGGAGACGCUGAUAGCGAUGGACACCACCGAUCUGCUGCAGUCGCUCAAGUCACAGCUGAUACUGUGUCACAACUACCGCCAGCUGGAGCAGAUCUUCUUCGUCAUCGAUAAGCUGUUGUUCCGGCUGCGAACGCAGACGUUCCACAAGUACAUUCUAGUCGAGGGUAGCUGUCAGCGGUUCUUCGGGUGUAAGGACGACCUACGGCAAGGUGUCGGCCGCUCGUUCGGCAAUGACGACGACACUCCGACCAUUCUCUCCCGCACGAUCGAUGGCAACCGUGUCGGCGGCAACCCCGGCCAGUCGAUUAGAGGCUACACAACGGAUUGCGGUGAAUUGCGAUACAUUGGUGAGAGGAAGAGCGGAAUCUACACGAUAUACCCCGAAUACUCAGAGCUACCGUUUGAAGCGUUCUGUGAUAUGGAGACAGACGGCGGCGGAUGGACGAUCUUCCAGAAACGCUUCGAUGGUUCCGUCGACUUCUACCGGGGCUGGAGCGCCUACAAGUACGGAUUCGGUGAAUUGAAAGGCGAAUACUGGUUAGGAUUGAAGAAGCUGCAUGACCUUACACAUCAAGGUCCCGUGCAACUACGCAUCGAUUUGGAAGAUGCGGAAGGCAUCACCCGCCACGCCAUCUAUGAUGAUUUUAAAGUUACGUCAGAGGAAGAUGGUUACAGAAUUCUCGUCGGGAUGUACUCCGGAAAUGCCGGCGACUCUCUGAGCUUUCACAACCGUAUGCGAUUCUCAACGCCCGAUGUUGACAAUGACAUCCACACGGGGGCGCACUGUGCGCAAGUGAACGUGGGUGCGUGGUGGUACAGAGACUGCCAACAUGCCAACUUGAACGGACUUUAUCUCCUUGGUGCGAAUAGCUUCCAUCAAAAGGGCAUCACCUGGUAUCACUUCAGAGGCUACGACUACUCGCUGAAGCGAUCAGAGAUGAAGGUACGGCGAGUAGUGCAUGCGCUACAUGUGCAGAGAUAGCACCGGUGAUGGACCAUCGCCUAAUAAUCAGCAAAAUAUAUAGAUGAAUAAAUAAAGCGUAUAUUUAAAAUUUACUCUUUAAUUGUCUAUGGUGCCAUUUGCGUUCGUAGCAAGACAUCGCAUUCUGGUUACGCUAUUGUGUUAUAUUUUUAUUAUUGUGUCGUGUUGCAUCAAUGCUGUUUUUUGUUAUUCGGAGAUCGAUGGUCGGCUUGCAGAGAUAGCUAGAGGUCACCAUAAUGAUAUAGACAUCGUUCAGUUGUUCAUCGUGAUAUGUAAUGUUACAGUUGUGAUAAGGCUAUGAUAUAGCUAUCUUACUACGCGAGCAAAAUAGGUAAAAUAAUAAAAUACCUUGUUUUUUAAACGAAUGUUGGUCAUAUAUUUUGUAUAUCUGUAUAUACAUGGCAUAGUAACGCGUCCACGUGUUCUCUAACGGGAUGCAAUAUGUAAUAAUAAGACUUUAUUAAUAAAUAAUAAUUAUUUAUUAAUAAAUAUAUUGCUUUUCUUUGAACAGUUA